Sphaeramia orbicularis (orbiculate cardinalfish) is the source of this 1447-nucleotide messenger RNA. It is a transcript of the gene hes6, whose product is annotated as hes family bHLH transcription factor 6. The record is from RefSeq and is a predicted model, not a curated record. Gene Ontology annotation, molecular function: protein dimerization activity; DNA binding. Lineage: Eukaryota; Metazoa; Chordata; Actinopteri; Kurtiformes; Apogonidae. Bases 267 to 920 code for a protein of 217 amino acids. The transcript has 4 exons. Gene Ontology annotation, biological process: regulation of DNA-templated transcription.
UUGUCGGGCACGAGCGUGGCGCGCCCUCGCUGUGCCUUGCUCUCAUACCAACUUCAGCCUUUCUUAUGUAAAUGAGCCGUCAUAUAUAGCUAGUACAUACCCCCUCGGAGCGGCAUUAACGACCCUAGACUCUCUGCAGGCUUUGUUGGCCGCUGGGAUCGCCAGGCCAUCUGUCCCAUUGACAGGCUGUAACGGCUGUGUGGAUUACAACACUAACCUCCAGUCGGUUCAGCUUGUUUCUGGCAGCGCCGGGGUUAAACUUCAACAUGGCCCCCAUUCGAAACAACACAAACUGUAUGGACAGAGGUGAUAACUGCACUGGAGUGAAAUCUGACAGAAAGAUGAGAAAACCUCUGGUGGAGAAGAAAAGAAGAGCUCGCAUCAAUGAAAGUUUACAAGAACUCAGAGUUCUCAUCGCGGAAGCAGAUUUACAAUCAAAGAUGGAGAAUGCCGAAGUACUUGAGAUGACGGUGAAACGGGUGGAGAGCAUCCUGCAAAACCGGGCUCAAGAAAUUGAUGCCGUAAACAGGGAAGCUUGUGAGCGGUUUGCGGCAGGGUACAUCCAGUGUAUGCAUGACGUGCACACCUUCGUGUCCAACUGUCCGGGGAUAGACCCGACAGUGGCCGCGGAGCUCCUGAACCACCUCCUGGAGAGUAUGCCCCUGAACGACCAGGACCGCCUCCAGGUCAUGCUGCCCGACUCUGUGGCAGAGUUCAGCGGCAACAACAGCACUUGGUCCCUGUCUGAGAGCAUGUACUCGGCUCUGGUGUCCCCGGCCCCUUCCGUUCUUUCCAGCGAUGACCUCUGCUCUGAUCUGGAUGAGACGGACUCAGAGCAAAGCCAUGCGUCUUCUUCAGAGGAGUCCGAGCAUCAGGACGCGUCUUUAACUUACUCUAAGACAGUGUGGAGGCCAUGGUAGAUGGAAGCCAUGGUAGAUGAUGGAAACAUAGAGGCAGCAUGUUGUAAACUACCUUAGAUGAACUAAUGCUUUGUGUUAGGAUGUUGUGUGGGAUAGGCCUUAGUAUAAAACACAACAAUGCUGGACUGACAACUUUGAAACUGACUGAAAAGCAUCCGAGAAGCUCUUUGUGUAAUUAUUCUGGAAAAAAACAAUUGAAACUAAAAUGUAUUUAAUAAAUAAAGUAUGUAAUUAAUUCUGUUUUGCAGAGGUCAACAAUUUGUAGGAUCUUCAUUUGGAGGUGUAUUGGCCUGCCCUCUGUGAAAGGGGCAUGUGUAUAUAUUUACUUGUUGAGUAAGACUGAGCUGUAUAGAAGAUAUCUGUCCCACUAGACAUGCAUUUUUUAGCUGUGUGUAAAUUAUUUCUUAAUUAGCGUAUCUUUAACUUUGUAUUUAUACAUGUCAAAUGACUGUUAGUAGGCUACCUCAUUGAUUCGCCUAUGCUUAAACUCGACAGAGGAUUUUCAAUAAAUCUCUUUUGACCAAUGA